Messenger RNA from Aspergillus pseudonomiae, 1374 nucleotides. RefSeq lists its product as uncharacterized. The coding region runs from base 1 to 1374 and encodes 457 amino acids. The record is from RefSeq and is a predicted model, not a curated record. The transcript has 2 exons. Lineage: Eukaryota; Fungi; Ascomycota; Eurotiomycetes; Eurotiales; Aspergillaceae.
AUGGCACUACAAUCAAGACUACGCCACACUCUCAACCUGCUCAAAUCUAUGAGCAGGCCUUCCCCAGCAGUUUCCAUUGAGCUUGAUAAGCAUCACCAUGGCCUGGAAAAUACUUAUACCACAUUUGACCGGAUCCAAGGAACGGUACUCAUUACCGUCGACUCCGAGACCCCACUUGAGAGUAUCAGCAUAACUUUUGAAGGCACGGCGAAGGUAUCCAUCGGGCGCGCGACCUGUACCCUUAGCAACACCGAAGCUACUCAGACGUUUCUGCAACUCAAACAACCUGUUGCACGAGGCAUAGAUGCGGUACCUAAAGCACUUCAACCGGGAUGCGCUUACAAGCUUCCUUUCACCUUUGUCGUUCCUCAAUAUCUACCUUGUCAAUCAUGCAAUCACAAUAUCAGCUGCCCCGACUUCAAACAAGCCCAUCUUCAGUUACCCCCGACGCUCGACGAUCCGAGACUUAAACAUGGAAAAAUGCCAACCCUGGAUUAUGUUUCCUCAGGAAAGUGCUGCAUAUCAUACCGCGUGCGAGUGGUUAUUUCAAAGGCCUCCAUACCAGGGAAUAAAAGACCCAGCUGGCUUGUGGACUGUGCUAAGAAUGUGCGGGUUCUUCCUACCGCUGUACAUGCACCGCAUUUGAGUCUACCCACAGUCAGCCCACAUAUCCAUACACAGAUAAAACAAACUUUUAGCCAGAGGGUUGCGCAACCUGGGUUCGGGGAGCUAAUCACGGAAGCCUCCUCUCCACUUUCGCUGCAAUAUCCCCUCGAUAAUAAUGGCUUGCAUACGGCCGUGCGUCUCAAUUUGCGGUUCAACCCUCUAACAGACCAAGCACCUCCACGAUUAAGAAAGGCAACGGCGAAACUCCAAGUCUCUACAUUUUACAGCCUUACGCCAUGGGAGGAUUACCCAUCUUGGGCUGACCCGGGACUCGCUAAUGGAUGGGACCGAGGAGCGGUUACUGAAACAUUUCCCCUCAUGGCGUUUUCCAUGGGCUCACUCCAGUGGGUGAAGCAUCAUGAUAUGGAUGGCGAGCACCGAAUUCGAGAACUGGACGAACCAUCAUUAUCUAACUACUACACUGCUGAUAUUGUCUUACCUAUCCUCUUUCCACAACGCGGGAUCCAUAUACCGACCUUUCACUCUUGCUUAAUCUCGCAGACUUACAGCAUUAACCUUCGCUUUUCUUUCCAUACGACCGGAACAACUCGACAGACCAUCACUACGACAAUCAAGAUACCCCUACAGCUACAAUACGCACCCAAUAAUCACUAUACCGGCUUAGACUAUGACGCACACCCGUCAGAUUCCACGGUUAUGGAUGCUCACCCACCACCGGAAUAUACUGCCAGUGUGAGAUUCGCGUGA